CGUAGAAAUCCUUCCGCUGCGGAAGUUAGACCCAGCACUGCGAUCGAUGAAAGGAAGGAAAGCUGUCUGUUGGCGAACCACAAACGACAUAUCAAACAUUUACAGAUUCACACCGGACUGAAGAAAAUCUUAAACUACGCGACACGUUACUCUAAAAGGCUUGAAACUUAAAUUGGCGGGUAGGGAGAAGGGCCAUAGCGCCGCUGGCGGUUGGACAACAUAUAGCAACAGAGAAGAAGAAGCAACGGCGGCUUCACUGACAUUUUCUACCCGUACACGGAGGCUACAAGGCAGCCGAAACAAGCGUGAAAAUGCCGGGCAUGAUGGACAAAGGCUCGGAAUACCUCGGUAAAGGGCGCUCGAACGGAACCAAGAGUCCGUCGAACGCUUCUAACGGACACUUUUCAGAGGAGAGCGGUAGCGACGACGAGCACGAUGUGGGGAUGCGGGUCGGAGCAGAUUACCAGGCCAGUAUCCCAGAAUUCGAGCCCGGUUCUACCAAGUACACAGACAAAGACAGUGGAGGGAUGCUGGUCUGGUCUCCAUAUCACACCAUUGUCGACUCCAAAUUGGACGAGUACAUCGCCAUCGCCAAAGAAAAACAUGGAUACAAUGUUGAGCAGGCUCUGGGCAUGCUCUUUUGGCACAAACACAACAUUGAAAAGUCUCUGGCCGACCUGCCCAACUUCACCCCGUUUCCAGAUGAGUGGACGGUGGAGGACAAAGUCCUGUUCGAACAGGCCUUCAGUUUCCACGGGAAGAGUUUUCACCGCAUCCAACAGAUGUUACCAGACAAGUCCAUCUCCAGUCUGGUGAAGUAUUACUACUCCUGGAAGAAAACUCGCUCCAGGACCAGUCUGAUGGACCGACAGGCUCGCAAACUGGCCAACAGGAGCAACCAGGAUGACAGGUUACUACUCAUUCUGCAUGAUGAGGAGGCGGAGGAAGCCAAUCCCAUCGAAGCCAACGACAGUGACUACGACCCAAACAAGGAGGCCAAGAAAGAGAACCAGCCAGAGCCCACAGUUCCAGGCUCUAAGGUGGCUCUUGGCCGACGCGAGCACCAGACUCUACAGCAUCGGCAUCACCAGCGUUCCCGCUGCCGACCCCCCAAAGGCAUGUACUUAAGCCAAGAAGACGUGGUUGCUGUUUCGUGUAGUGCCUCGGCUGCUAACACCCUGCUUCGACAGCUGGACAUGGAGCUGGUGUCGCUCAAGAGACAGGUGCAGAACGCCAAACAGAUGAACAGUGGACUUAAACACCUGCUAGAGGCUGGGAUUGAUGAGCUGAAACUACAGGAGUGUAACCAGAAGGUGAAUGCCCGCUGGACGACAGAUGAGCAGCUACUCGCUGUUCAAGGUGUGAGGAAAUAUGGAAAAGACUUCCAGGCCAUUGCAGACGUCAUAGGGAACAAGACAGUCGGCCAAGUGAAGAACUUUUUCGUCAACUAUCGGCGACGCUUUAACCUGGAGGAGGUGCUGCAGGAGUGGGAGGCAGAGCAGGGAACGAGAGCUCCCAACGGGGACAGCGCCAACUCUGGUGAGGAGGGGAAGAACAUCUCCAACACUCCAUCGGGGAAGAGCACAGAUGAAGAAGAUGAAGAGGGUCAGGUGACCUCCUCAGGUGCGUCUCCUGCUGCCUCCUCGUCCUCUUCUGCUCAUACUCCAGUGACAACUGGUAGCGCCUCCUCCUCCCUCCAUCAGCCUCCACCCCUUCUACGGCCCUCACUGCCAGCUACGCCCUCUCUCCAUCGCCAGCCCCCACCCCUCCAGCAGCAGGCCCGCUUCUUGCAGCCCCGCCCAGCGCUGCAGCAGCCACCACCACUCAUUCGACCCUCCAACCCGAUGCCCCCACGCCUCAAUCCUCGGCCUCCCGCUCCAAUGAGCCUUGGCAGCAACGUUGCGGGGGCAGGUCCCGGCACUGCCCAGCAGGCCUCUGGUCUGGCCAUCCACCAAUCAGAGACAGCCUCAUCCUCCUCCAUCCAUUAACCAAGUUAUCGUUGGUAAAGAGCUGCGUCAAGUCCUGAAAUUCACACACAGAAAUUGUACGCAAAAAUGACCGGACUCAUUUGAUGGCGUUAUUUUUUUAACCACAAAGUUUGCCACGCAUGAGGCCAUGGGAGAAAACUUGCUCAGAUAACAAAUGGAAACUUUUUUUUUGUAGACAACGUACUACAACACACACAAGACAUUUAGCAAUUUUACAUUGUAUCAUUUUUUUUUAUAAUUUCGUCUCCUUUAUAUGUAAUUGAAUAUGUAAAUCCUUUGUUCAAUUUAAUCUCAGUGACAAAAACUGGCCACAUGGGGCAGAGUAGACCCCCCCGCCCCGUGUCCCUGUGAUUUAAAACCAUACAUUUUCUCAGGGACAUUGGUGAGGCAGGAUAAGUGGCUAAACAUGUGGAGGCUGUCUAAAGAAGUCUCUUGACAAGACAACUUCUGUAUUUAUAUUCUUCUUCUCUUUUAAUCAUCUAUCACCUAAAUAUAAGUUAAUUAGAUAGCCACAUAGGACUGUCACCUGUUCUCUAGCUGUCCACCAGGGGGUGAAAAACAUCAACACUAAUUUAAAUUGUUCGUUUCAUCAAGCGGUCAUAUUUGAUAGAGGAUCAACCUCACUGCCUUACAUACAUUGUGAAUUAUUAUCCUUUUCUAUAUAAAACUAAAAAGUUUGCCCCCUGGUGGCCAGAAUCCUAGUUUCAAACAGUAUCAUGUGGGCUCUUCCUGGACUUAUGUCCAUUGUUUUGAAUUCAGUCUGCUUUCGUUAAAUCCUUUAUUAAUUAUAAUUAGUGCAAAAAAAAAAAAUUAAGUGGUACUGUUGUUUUUAUAGUAUGUUUUUUUAACCUACUGGUUCUUUUUUAAUUAGGUUGGAUUAUUUCCUUUGUGGUGCUGAGAAUAGAAACGUCUAGAAGGUUGUCCUGUUCAGUCACUCUAAGUCUCUCUGCAUCUUCAUGUCUGGUUCUGUUUAUAUAUGAAUAUACUUUAGACUCACAGCACAGAGAAGCAGUCUGAGGCUGUGAGUGCGUCAACUACAGUCAGGACAGUCGACUGUUCUACAACUACAGUUUAACAUUGAGCCUGUUUUUUAUGUCAAGUUUUUUUUUUUUUUUUAAUAACCAUGUUGUUGUCUGGAGUGUCUGUCUUUCUUGCCUGACGACUUUUCCUCAUCUGUAUCUUAACAUUAAAUGUAACAAACAUUAAUGGAAAUUAUGUUACAUCUUUAGGGGACUCUGUAAAAUGCUCUGCUUGGUUUCAUUUUAUUAAAAAUCCUAUCACCAUGUAAA
Messenger RNA from Cynoglossus semilaevis (tongue sole), 3277 nucleotides. RefSeq names its product REST corepressor 3 (gene rcor3). The transcript has 12 exons. The record is from RefSeq and is a predicted model, not a curated record. Gene Ontology annotation, cellular component: histone deacetylase complex; transcription regulator complex. Gene Ontology annotation, molecular function: transcription corepressor activity. NCBI's taxonomy places the organism in Eukaryota, Metazoa, Chordata, Actinopteri, Pleuronectiformes, Cynoglossidae. Gene Ontology annotation, biological process: negative regulation of DNA-templated transcription; regulation of transcription by RNA polymerase II. Bases 312 to 1988 code for a protein of 558 amino acids.